Molecule: messenger RNA, 957 nt
Organism: Propithecus coquereli (Coquerel's sifaka)
Lineage: Eukaryota; Metazoa; Chordata; Mammalia; Primates; Indriidae
Gene: VKORC1
Product: vitamin K epoxide reductase complex, subunit 1
Exons: 3
Coding region: 189-680 (163 amino acids)
Biological process (GO): vitamin K metabolic process; peptidyl-glutamic acid carboxylation
Molecular function (GO): vitamin-K-epoxide reductase (warfarin-sensitive) activity
Source: RefSeq, a predicted model, not a curated record
CGUUGUUUUCCUGCCUCGCCAUCACGCCUGUUGAGUCCUAGACAACCAAUUGGACCAUGGAGUAGGAGGAGACCUGGCAGGCCAAUCGCCCCAGCCACAGGGCCGGGGGUGGUGUGGCCAUAUCCUGUCCCGCCCCUGCUCCGUGGCUGGGGCUCUCCUCGCUGGCGCCUCGGGCGGGACCUGCAGAUAUGAGCACCACCUGGGGGAACCCCGGAUGGGUGCGGCUGGCGCUCUGCCUGGCAGGCUUAGUGCUCUCUCUCUACGCGCUGCACGUGAAAGCGGCGCGCGCCCGGGACCGAGAUUACCGCGCGCUCUGCGAUGUGGGCACAGCCAUCAGCUGUUCGCGCGUCUUCUCCUCCAGGUGGGGCCGGGGCUUUGGGCUGGUAGAGCACGUGCUGGGACAGGACAGCGUCCUCAAUCAAUCCAACAGCAUAUACGGUUGCCUCUUCUACACACUACAGCUGUUGUUAGGUUGCCUACGAGGACGCUGGGCCUCUAUCCUGCUGGUGUUGAGUUCCUUGGUGUCUCUGGCUGGUUCUGUCUACCUGGCCUGGAUCCUGUUCUUCGUGCUCUAUGAUUUCUGCAUCGUUUGCAUCACCACCUAUGCCAUCAAUGUGGGCCUGAUGUUGCUAAGUUUCCGGGCAUUCCAAAAACCCCAGGACAAGGUUAAGGGGCACUGAGCCCUCAGCCCAAGCCAGGCUGACCUUGUCUGCUUUGCUUUGGCAUGUAAACCUUGCCCAAGGGAGACAUAUCUGGGUCCCUAGAAGGCCUUCUAGAUACGCCCCCCUGCCCUCCCCAUUGCUAUACUCAAACACAAGACAAUGGAUCAAGUGUGCCACACUCUCACCCUUUUUUCCACCCAGUGCCUCUGGUUCUGUCCUCAAGGGCUGGUUUCCAAAGCAGCUGCCAUUGCUCGGGGAGGGAAAGUUCUGAGCAAUAAAAUUUCUUAAAUAAAUU